This is a messenger RNA of Peronospora belbahrii, 1401 nucleotides long. The record is from the annotation of a GenBank genome assembly. Lineage: Eukaryota; Oomycota; Peronosporomycetes; Peronosporales; Peronosporaceae.
AUGAUGGCAACGACAAGUACUACUACUGCUACUAUGCAAUCCAUUCGUGGCAAUCAGCGUCACUGGGACGUGCUGCGUUUAUUAAGUCACCCAACGGCCUUUGCCAAUGAAACUUCAGCUAUUGCAUUAGGUGAAUUUGAUCCUACUGCUGCACAGGACACAUUUCAUUUCCUGCAGGAUGAGUGUCGUGUACUAAUUAUCGGUGCAGGUGGGUUAGGCUGCGAGCUAUUAAAAGAUGUGGUGCUAUCAGGGUUUACCAAGGUGGACAUUAUUGAUAUGGACACAAUUGACGUAUCCAAUUUGAACCGACAAUUUCUAUUUCGAGCAUCAGAUGUUGGUAAAUCAAAGGCAGAAUGUGCUGCUGCUUUUGUACGUAAUCGCAUGGCAUUCACGAAUAUGGAUCGUCGUCAGAACCAUGUGGACAUUAUACCACACUUUAAAAAAGUGCAAGAUAUGGACGCUGACUUUUACCGUCAAUUUCACAUUAUUCUCUCAGGACUGGAUAAUAUUGAAGCACGUCGCUAUCUAAACUCUGUCAUUGUAUCUCUCGCGGAUGUGGAUGAGAAUGGAGAAGUAGACCCUUCGACGAUUAUCCCGUUGAUCGACGGUGGCACUGAAGGUUUUCGUGGUCAGGCGCGAGUAAUUAUUCCUAGAAUCACAAGCUGCUUCGAGUGCUCACUUGAGACCUUUCCACCCCAAAAGAGUUUUCCUAUGUGUACCAUAGCUGAAACGCCACGACAACCGGCACACUGUAUUGCCUACGCGUUCAUCGUGCUUUGGCCAAAGGUCUUUCCUGAGAAGAAGCUGGACAAGGACUCACCGGAGCACAUGCAGUGGGUUUACCAAACAGCAAAGACCCGAGCUGAGCAAUUUGGAAUCGCUGGUGUUACUUACAGUCUGACGCUGGGAGUAGUAAAAAACAUCAUUCCAGCCGUGGCUUCAACGAAUGCGGUUGUCGCGGCCAUGUGCGUGAAUGAGGCACUCAAAGCUAUGAGCUACUGCAGUCGUUUAAUGAACAACUAUCACAUGCACAUGGGCGCUACAGGAUGCUAUUCGCAUACGUUCCAGUACGACCGCAAGACGGAUUGCGUCGUUUGCUCAUCGCAGCAGAAGACGCUGCAUGUGGAUCCGGACUCGACGACGCUGCAGAAAUUGAUUGACGAGCUUUGCGGCGACAAUUUCCGGCUUUCGAAGCCCUCGAUUAGCUCAGGCACUGCCAGCUUGUUUAUGCAAGGUCCACCAGCUCUUCGUGCUGCUACUAGUAGCAACCUAGCGAAGCCGCUGCGGGAGCUCGUGAAAGACAGAGAAAACCUUACGAUUACGGAUGCAGUAUUUGCGGGUGAUUUGGCACUGUCCUUGCAGAUUGUCUUUGAGCCGAAGAUAAAAAAUGGAGCGACGUAA